GGGCGGCCAAACGCGUGAGCAUGCCAUGUUGGCCAAGACUCAAGGUGUCAACAAGCUGGUAGUCGUAAUCAACAAGAUGGACGACCCGACCGUGGAGUGGUCCGAGGAUCGUUUCAAGGAAUGCACGACCAAGCUUUCUACGUUCCUGAAGGGCACGGGAUACAACCUCAAGACCGACGUCUUCUUCAUGCCCAUCGCUGCUCAGUCCCUGAUGGGCAUCAAGGACAGGAUACCCGAUGGAGUUUGCCCUUGGUACAGCGGUCCCUCCCUGCUCGAAUACCUGGACAGCAUGCAGGCCCUGGAGCGCAAGCUCAACGCGCCGUUCAUGAUGGCCAUUGCUGGAAAAUACCGUGAUAUGGGCACCAUGGUAGAGGGGCGUAUCGAAGCUGGUGUCGUGAAGAAGGGAAUGAGCCUCGUCAUGAUGCCCAACAAGGCCAAGGUGGACGCCGCUGCCGUAUAUGGAGAGCAGGAAGACGAGAUCGCGAUUGCGCAGUGUGGUGACCAAGUACGAAUGCGGUUGCGCGGCAUAGAGGAAGAAGACAUCCUUCCAGGUUUCGUGCUCUGCUCGCCCAAGCGUCUAGUGCAUUGCGUCAAGCAGUUCGAGGCACAGAUCCGCAUUCUCGAUCUGAAGUCUAUCUUGUCGGCCGGCUUUAACUGCGUGCUGCACGUGCAUGCUGCCAUUGAAGAGGUUACGUUUGCUGCACUGCUGCACUCUUUGCAGAAGGGUACCAACCGCAAGAGCAAGAGGCCACCCACGCACGCCAAGAGGGGCGAAAGCAUCAUCGCCCGCAUGGAGGUGACGGGUGCUUCAGGCGCCGUAUGUAUCGAGAGAUUCGAGGACUACCCGCAGAUGGGACGUUUCACCUUGCGUGACCAAGGACAGACGAUCGCCAUCGGCAAGGUUAUCAAGUUGAUUACUGAUGACGCAGCUUAAAUGCCUUUAGAAACGGGCGAGAAGAGCUAUAGAUGCGAAAGAUCAUUGAUGGUAUGGGAGAAAGAAAUCUGAACUGUUCAGCAGGCCAGAUAGACUUUCAGAGUCGAGACACGAAAAGAGAGGGAGGCAUUCGUGGAGAACUCCUGUAUUGCUGAGCCUGGACCAGAUGCAUUUGCCAAUAACACCCUGGCAUAAUCGCAGCCAAAAGAAGAUAAAAGUUAUCAUAUUGUCUAAACCCC
Molecule: messenger RNA, 1173 nt
Organism: Cryphonectria parasitica EP155
Lineage: Eukaryota; Fungi; Ascomycota; Sordariomycetes; Diaporthales; Cryphonectriaceae
Product: G1 to S phase transition protein 1
Exons: 2
Coding region: 26-934 (302 amino acids)
Biological process (GO): nuclear-transcribed mRNA catabolic process, deadenylation-dependent decay; translational termination; translation
Cellular component (GO): translation release factor complex
Molecular function (GO): translation release factor activity; GTP binding; GTPase activity
Source: RefSeq, a predicted model, not a curated record